AUGAGGCUACACAGAUACUUACUUCUACCUACCACCUACCUCCUGCUUCUGCCUCACACAUCCCCACCCCCCCUACACCGCACUUCAUUAUCCGAACCUAUCGUAACCUCCCAACAUGCAAGACAGGUUUGA
Molecule: messenger RNA, 132 nt
Organism: Aspergillus niger
Lineage: Eukaryota; Fungi; Ascomycota; Eurotiomycetes; Eurotiales; Aspergillaceae
Exons: 1
Coding region: 1-132 (43 amino acids)
Source: RefSeq, a predicted model, not a curated record